UAUUCGAAUGGCAUUCGUUUGUGCUGACUGCUGGCAGUCUGCAGCAAUUUAUUUUUGGCCUUGAGUGAAGAAAUUGUUAUCAGUACGUGUUAUUUCCUCCAAAAUUCUCUGCGACCUCGAAAACGAACCUCAAAGGUUCGCGAGGUUUCCAUGGAGGACCAUUUUUAGCUUUUCAACUUUCACUUUGCAUUCAGCGAAAUUCGCUAUAACACUAACUAUUCUUGCGUGCAGAACUCAUUCUGUCGCGCUCUAAAUCGAACCAUUGCGAAUUGUUGGUGUUGUGCGUACUGUUGUAUUUAUUGCAUUUGUUCUUUUUGAUGAUUGUUGGUGAUUUUUUCUACCGCUGCUCGAUGGUGACGUUAGCAUGCGCAUCAUCCAGAUAUGGACAAGUUCCUGCUGCGUCUGGUGGGUAACGUGUCGUGUUCCCUUUCAGGCCUCACUUCCUAUCUCUCGCAAUCCCUGGAGGCGUCCUCCCUGCCCCCCGCACUAGCCGCCACUGAAAACAGGAUGCCGCGCAAUACCGCCGCCCGCAAGCGGCCCAUUCCGUCGCCGUCCAGCGACGAUGAGCGCUCCUUAACCCGAUCUCGUAGUCCCAGUGUGGUGAAAGCGCCGCGGUCCAAGAAACCCCGUCUGACCCAUGGGGUGGCGGUGCGUGAGCCGUCCCGCUCCCGUUAUAAUACCCGCAGUCGCGGCCGGCAUCGGCAUCAUUCGCCGAGCCGGGAUAUACAGUUGCGCAGUCGCAGCAAUCGGCGCGACCGCGAUACAACCAGUCGCAAGAAAUCCCGCAGUCCGUCGCCGGAGCUGCGCUUCCUAAGCCCGGAUCGGGUGGUCAACGAUAAGGACGGCCAUCUCGUGUACGAGAAUGAAGAUGUGAUAAAGCAUCGCUAUCGGAUUCUGAAAACCCUCGGCGAGGGAACAUUCGGACGCGUGGUGAGCGUAAUCGAUCUGAAACGUCCCAAACACCCGCCGGGCGCCCUGAAGAUCAUCCGCAACGUGGAGAAGUACCGGCACGCGGCCCAGCUGGAGAUUAACGUGUUAAGCCAACUGAACAGCAAGGACCCGGAGGGCCGCUUUCUCUGCGUUAAAAUGGUGGAUCAUUUCAACUACCAUGGACACAUUUGCAUCCUUUUUGAGAUGCUAGGCAAGAGUGUGUACGAUUUCCUCAAAGAAAACAGCUACCAUCCGUACCCGAUGGCGCAGGUGCGCCACAUCGCCUAUCAACUGGUCUUCUCAGUCAAAUAUCUUCACGAUAAUAAUCUUACGCAUACGGAUUUGAAGCCGGAAAACAUGUUAUUCUUGACUAACGAUUACACAAAAGUGCACGCUCAGGAGAAGGCCCGCAACAUUAAAUUAAAACCCGGCACCCAGAUCCGCGUGAUGAAGAGCGCGGAGAUCCGGCUGAUUGACUUUGGCUCGGCUACAUUCGACCAUGAACACCACAGUACAACGGUGACGACGCGGCACUACCGGGCACCGGAAGUGAUAUUGGAGUUAUCAUGGGCGCAGCCGUGUGAUGUAUGGUCCAUCGGUUGUAUAAUCUUCGAGUUGUACUCGGGUGUGACGCUGUUCCAGACGCAUGACAAUACGGAACAUCUUGCCAUGAUGGAGAGGAUAUUAGGGCCUAUGCCUUCACGACUAAUCCGCAAAACCAAGACCAGCUAUUUCCGCAAUGGCAAAUUGGAAUGGGACAAGCGUUCACAGAAUGGACAAUAUGUCCAAACACAUUGUAAACCUCUAAAGAAAUAUAUGCGCGAUACUGAGGAGGAGACCGUGGAACUAUUCGAUUUAAUUGAGAGCAUGCUGGAGUAUGAUCCCGAACGGCGGAUCACCCUCAGGGCUGCCAUGGAGCAUGGCUUUUUUGAUAAACUCCCGGCGGAUGAGAAACUCCAUCGGAUCUACCCCACUAACGGCUACAGCCACCUGCAUGAAGGGGGAAAGGGACGGAAGAAGACGAUAGCCCACAGCGCCAGUCGAUGAUGACCACUCGACGCUGAUUAUUGGCGUUCUUCUCCGCCCAGCCUUUUUGUAUGCCGGCAGGGCCGUUUUGUAGUUUAUUUGUUUAUGCCUGGGACGAUUGACCGCGUGUAUGUAGACGGCGGGGCAGGGGAGGUGUUGCUGUUAAGCGGGACUCUUUCAUGACUAGACGAAUGCGUUCUGGUUCUCUUUCCUUCAUUUUUAUAUGUGUUUUUUCAUUGUUUUAUGAGCGGCGGAUGAUUGUACUGCUGUCCGUUUUAAUGCUUUUUUGCCCGUGAAUGCAGGCAAGCAGUAAUUUAUAGGUCAUGCUAAAUUAUUUAUGUUUGUAUGCUGCUAAAAGAUGCACAUCGAGAAUCUGGAUAAUGUUGGAAGUGAAUCACGAGGGUAUGCGGUUU
Messenger RNA from Paramacrobiotus metropolitanus, 2369 nucleotides. RefSeq names its product dual specificity protein kinase CLK2-like. Gene Ontology annotation, molecular function: ATP binding; protein kinase activity. Gene Ontology annotation, cellular component: nucleus. The record is from RefSeq and is a predicted model, not a curated record. Bases 382 to 1977 code for a protein of 531 amino acids. Gene Ontology annotation, biological process: protein phosphorylation. The transcript is spliced from 5 exons. NCBI's taxonomy places the organism in Eukaryota, Metazoa, Tardigrada, Eutardigrada, Parachela, Macrobiotidae.